AUGGCAGAAGGUGGUGUAGCAGUGAUCCAGUAUGCAGUCUUCGUGCGUGGGGCAGAAGAUGUGCUGGUGGAGUUUUGGGAGGACUUCUGUCAGGUUGGCGCUGUUGAAGUCCCUCGCGGUGAUGAAGGCAACGUCCGGAUCUCCUGUGAGCUGCUGACCUUAUACAGUUCCCCCUGUGCCUGCUAUGUACUUUUUUUUCUCUUGGAAAAUUCAGUGUAUGAUUCCAUUGGAAAGGAAGGCAGCAAUAUUCUACAUGGAAAUGUUGAUCGAUUGGGAUCAUAUAGUGAAUGUACAUCAGCUCAAGCUUCUUCUGGGAAUUUUAGUGGCCAGUAUUGUAAAUUUACAAUUCAACAGGGCAAGAUUGAAUAUACUGUUGCUAUUUGUGUGCCCAGUUCUUGUAAGAAAGAUGAUAUAUUGAUGCUUGAAUGGCUUGGAAUUUUCACGUACAAGAACAAGUCUUUCAUAGCGCCUUCACAAAUUCUAUCGUUCAUUAGUGCCAAUGAUACGUACAGGGUGAAAAGUGUUCACUGCCAAAAUAAUACUCCUUACAUUGAUGUUUUUGUUGGCAUUUGUAUAUUUGUUGUUGCUCUUUUCAUUACCAUGAUGAUAGCUGGAUCCAUAUAUGUAACAAUAAAAGAAUGGAAGAGCAAAGGUAAAAUGAUGGAAGAUGAUUUAAGCCCACCUCACAAGAAUUAUAAGACAAUUUCAGUUAGCAAAAUAAAUGGCCAUCAGUUGCAAGAAAGUAGUGCAAAAUCCCAGCAUCAAUCAUCAGACCAUGGUGUAACGGAGGGAAAGAACAAUAAAGUAGGAUUCCUCGAAUGGAUGUUAACCAGCUUUGCCAUACAGAAGACUGUCCCCGCUGUGUUAUCCACACAAAUCACUGCAGGAAGCUAUUCCGCGAUACAUGGGAUUCGAGUCCUGAGUUUAUUGUGGAUAAUUUCAGGACAUGUCUGCCACUUUACCUUACUGAAUAACCUAGAUAAUCCAGUACAAUGGUUGUUGUCUGUCCCAAACAAUGUUCUUUACAUUUUUUCCCUUGGUGGACCUUUUUAUUUGGCAGUGGAUACCUUUUUCCUACUUAGUGGUUUACUGAGUGCAAGGACACUUUUAAACAUGCACCAUCAACCCGAUCAAGGACUGACCAAAACUGUAAAGGAUUAUGUGAUAAAUAGAUUACAAAGAAUUCUUCCACUCUACAUUUACACCAUGUGCUUAUUUAUUGGGAUGUGUUCACUUAUUCCAUGGAAGUCCUUGGGAGAAAAUCUAAAGUCCCACUUGGAGAAAUGCAGAAGGUCCUGGUGGACAAACCUGCUGUUUAUUAACAACUUCAUUUUGAUUGACCAGCAAUGCAUGGGUUGGACCUGGUACCUUGCAAAUGACUUCCAGUUUCAUAUCACAACUCCCAUCUUCAUAUUUCUGCUGUUCAGGAACAAAGUGCUAAUGUUUGCCCUGGCAGGAUUUCUCUUGAUGGCCUCUUUUAUCGUUACUGCUUUAAUCUCAUGGUUCUUCAAAUUGCCAAUAGGACUUCACAUAGAUGCCAGAUUGCUUUCACAUGGUGAAUACAACAUACAAUAUUAUACAAAACCUUAUUGUCGCUACGGCCCUUUCUUAAUUGGAAUUAUGUUGGGCAUUUUAUUGCAUCAAAAGAAAACAUCUCUGCUGACCAAGACUUCUGUUCUUACUGGAUGGCUUUGUUCUCUGAUGACAAUGGCAGCAGUAAUAGCGCUGGGGUAUACAUUGGAUGACACUGUCGAGUCCUAUUCUGCUCCCCCUGUGCUAUAUCAGGCUUUGCACAGAACUGCAUGGGCUGCUGCAGUUGGCUGGAUCAUACUUGUGUGUGAAGAAGGACAUGCAGGGUUUGUUAAUACUUUAUUGUCCAGCAAGUUAUGGAUCCCAGUGGCCAAUCUCAGCUAUGCCUGUUUUCUGAUACAUCCUGCUGUAAUAGAUAUGUAUUAUGGGCUGCAGGAGACACUCCUUCAUUACACAGACAUCAAUAUGUUUUACCUCUUCCUGGGUCACACAGUUUUGGCGCAUAUCAUAGGAUUGGCAUUAUGUAUACUCAUUGAAAAUCCUAUGCAGGCAUUAAGAAAGUACUUCUGAUGAUGUAAUUCAAGAGAAUUCAAGAAACACCCUGUGUACAGCCUUCCUUGAGGAUUCAACAGUUUGAUUUAUUCUUCAUGCAGAUUGAAAUGGUAAAUCUUUGUCAAAAGAAAGUUGCCUUUUCGUUCAAAAGAACACCCCAAUUAUAAUGGUAUUAGAAAUAGUUACAACUAUGUACUACUUAAUUGCUCCCAAAAAUGUGGCCCACAUAGAAUGGAUUUUAUAUCUCGAGAUGUAUUUGAAAUGUUUUAAUUGUUCUAGUUGUAACAUCCUACCACCGUUCUUCUUAGGAGUAUACCACUUAUUUAAACCUUUCAGAUAACUCAAUGCAAAACAACAUUUUGGAUUAACUUUCAAUUAUAUUGAUGAUUAUGGUAUUUCUCAUUAAAGUUUUCUACAUAUUAUCUGAUCCACUGUUUAAUUUUGUCAUUUAGAAAGAACAUGAAGUAAGGACACAAUUUUAGAUGUGUUAGCACUGACAAUCAAAUACCGAUUUCUGCCUUUGAGCAUUUGAAGCAAAUGCUAUCAUUCAAGAUCCUACGAAAUAUACUUUAUUGUAUAAGUGUAAAAUAUAGAGAUAUUCGUUUGAGUGAGAUCAUAGAAGAACAGUUGAAUAGUAGUAGCAUGUAAUAAAAGGUGUAGUGAUUCAUUUUACCAGUAAAAUAUAUGCCAGCAGUUCGCUGCACAGAAGUUUCUUUCGGCAAAGUCUCUGCACAAUGUCGUCCUUAACGUCCUUAAAGUGUAUUAUGUGAUCAUCAAGGAGUAAUAUUUCUAUACCUCCCUGGUGUUUAUUGAACACAUUAUAACAACAUUGUAGUCGACAUAAGAUUUGCUAUAAAAUAUUGACAAGUUGUUAAUGCACAGAGUAUAGCUGAGUUCGGUUCAUAUUUCCUUUGGAAAUGUUUCACAAAGCAAUGAAGACAAGAGAAAACAAAACUGUUGUGCGUGGAAGUUACAUUUUUUUGUUUUUUGAUUUGUUUAAUAGCAUGAAUGUUUCCAGAAUUAUAUGUGCCAAUGCGUCAUCCAUUAAGUAUCCAUUUACACCAAUCCCAUUUUUCUUCUCAUGUCGCCCAUCAACAAACCCCUCACCACCCCGGUUCUUCUGCCACCUACCUACAUAAGGGGAGUUUUAUAGCAUCCUACUAGCCUAUCAUCUUUGGCAUGUGGGAGAACAUCUGAGUACUCGGGUGGAAUACCCACAUGAUUGUACAGAGAAUGUGCAAAGACACCAAACAAAAUCAGAAUCCAUCCCCGUCCCUGGAGUUGUGAGGCACUAGUGCCACCAUGCCGAUCACACCCAUUGGCUAAAUUCUGUGGUGAAAACGAUGAAAGUGGAAGUCUGGAAUUAUAC
Messenger RNA from Leucoraja erinaceus (little skate), 3451 nucleotides. It is a transcript of the gene oacyl, whose product is annotated as O-acyltransferase like. The record is from RefSeq and is a predicted model, not a curated record. NCBI's taxonomy places the organism in Eukaryota, Metazoa, Chordata, Chondrichthyes, Rajiformes, Rajidae. Gene Ontology annotation, molecular function: acyltransferase activity, transferring groups other than amino-acyl groups. The transcript has 15 exons. The coding region runs from base 1 to 2100 and encodes 699 amino acids.